This is a messenger RNA of Aspergillus melleus, 1917 nucleotides long. RefSeq lists its product as uncharacterized. NCBI's taxonomy places the organism in Eukaryota, Fungi, Ascomycota, Eurotiomycetes, Eurotiales, Aspergillaceae. Bases 1 to 1917 code for a protein of 638 amino acids. The transcript is spliced from 5 exons. The record is from RefSeq and is a predicted model, not a curated record.
AUGUCGAAAAAGAAAAGCCACGCGCCCGGGAAACCCCAGGAUUCCGGUGCUGGCCAGGCCGCCAAUUUUAAAAAGGAUCUGCGCAAGGACAUGCGAGUGAUGUUCGAGAAAUCACAGCGGGUUGACAAGGACGCCAUUCUGAACAAGUACCUUGCGCUGUAUCCCGACCGAGCGGACUACAUUCACACUGUGGUGGACAAUUAUACGAUCUCGCUGGAGACACGGAAAGGACCCGCAAAACCAUCGCCCGCCGGCGCCGCGUUACCCCCGAAGGAAACCCCGAAGGCCCCCCAAAGCGGCCGGGAUACUGGGGCCUCGUCGGCGGCGUUGUCUACAGAGGCAUCGCCGCCGCCCAAACCCAGAUGGCACCCCACCUGGAAAUCCACUUCGCAACCAAAGCCCGCUUCCACGGCGAAAUUCGAGCCCGUCAUCGAAUCGGAGCCGAAGAAACCAAUCAACGCGGUGCUCCAAGACUUCCAAAACGAGUAUCUGGAUGGCCAUCAGAAUGGCUCCACUAAACCGACCGGCUUCUCCCCCGGCUUCUCUUUCAUGCCGACUCUCGAGAGCCAAAUGCAAUUCCUGACUCUAGGCGGCCAAGAUGAGCAUUCAGCGAGCAGCUCGUCCCAGGAUCCACAGGAGGCGGUGCUCGUCUCGCCGUCCAUGGAGCGCGCCGGACAGAAAAUGCCCUCGCAGUUCGCCCUGUUGGGUCAGCUUCGCACGCGACAACCGGUGUCAGACCCUCGCGUGAUGCUCAACACCAACAUUCCUUUCUCCGCGUUCAUCUGUGGACUCCAGGGAAGCGGUAAAUCGCAUACCACGUCCUGUAUGAUCGAAAACUGCUCCCUCUCGUUCCCCGCGCUGGGAAACCUGAAGAAACCGCUGUCCACCCUGGUGUUGCAGUACAACGAGUACAGCUCCAAUCUAAGCUCGCAGCCUAGUGAAACCGCAUUCCUGUCCUCCAUCAUCCCUCAGUACAUGUCGUUUCAGAAGCCCAUUCCCGUCAGGGUCCUCGUUUCGCCCUCAAACUUCCACAACCUGCAGCGCAUGUAUUCCCAGAUUCCCAAUGUCGAGGUUCGGCCCUUCCGCCUGAAGCCACACCACCUGAGCACCAGCAUGAUGCUGUCCUUGAUGUCUAUGGGAAAGAACGACUCGAUGCCCCUGUACAUGGGCCAGCUGACCAAGAUCCUGCGUGAAAUGGCCAUGGAGAACAAGGGAAGUUUCGAUUAUCUCGACUUUCGCAAACGUUUGUCUGCGCUGCGUCUGGACCGCACUCAGACACCUUUCUUGGAACAGAGGUUGGGAUUGCUGGACUCGUAUCUCGACCUCGAAGGGAAAUCGACUGAGGACUACUUCGUCGAAGGGGGCGUCACCAUCCUGGAUCUGUCCUGCCCGUUCAUGGAUCAGAGCACCACUUGCAUCUUGUUCCGCAUCGCCAUCGACCUCUUCCUUCACGCGCACCAUUCCCGCGGCAAGAUGGUUGUUGCCGAUGAAGCACACAAGUAUAUGACGGAAACUCCCGCAGCCAAAGAACUGACCGAAACCUUUCUCAACAUCAUCCGGCAGCAGCGCCAUCUCGGCGUGCGCAUCAUCAUCUCCACCCAAGAACCCACCAUCUCGCCUCGUCUCAUCGACCUCUGCUCCAUCACCAUCAUCCACCGGUUCUCUAGCCCGCAAUGGUUCAAGACCAUCAAGAACCACGUGACCUUUGACAAUGCGGACGGCACCGCCUCCGACGACCGCGACGGUCUGCACCAGAUCUCGAGCCUGCACACCGGCGAGGCAUUGGUCUUCGCGCCGUCUGCGUACCUAUUGUAUGAUAACCAGUCGCCGAUCAAUACCCGCCAUACGACGUUCAAGAUGAUGGUCCGGAAGCGGGUCACCUGGGAUGGAGGCCGGACGAUUGUGUGCGUUCGCUAG